AUGCUACUCCAAAACCCGCCGCGACGCUCGAGUGGUAGACACCUCCGGGAAGAGCGAUGCCAUACGCAAAUAGUAGAGAGAAUGCAGAACCGCCGGCGAGAAGUAGAAGCUGCUGGUCUCGAGAAAUGUAAAUCUUCGAAGGUUCAGUCAUGUCGAGUUGUGGAGCAGGAGAGAGGUGUUGUUGACCGGACGCUCCUUCGUGCGCUAGGCAGCGAUGGGGCAGGCAACAGUUGGUUGCCUGCGCGCAUUCAGCCUCAGCGUCCUGGUAUGACUAAGCAAGGCUGCGAAAAAAACGAGGCUGCGCAAAGCAGUGCAGAUGCCUACCGACUGAUGGAUGAGCGCUCAGAAUAG
Messenger RNA from Morchella importuna, 351 nucleotides. RefSeq lists its product as uncharacterized. The transcript has a single exon. The record is from RefSeq and is a predicted model, not a curated record. The coding region runs from base 1 to 351 and encodes 116 amino acids. NCBI's taxonomy places the organism in Eukaryota, Fungi, Ascomycota, Pezizomycetes, Pezizales, Morchellaceae.